AUGAGUGUCCACGGGACUCUGCUGCCCAGAGUGGAUCAGCUCUCCAGAGGACAGAGGAUGCCCAGCAUGGCUUACAGCAUCGGGGCCCUGCUGGCCCUGACCAGUGCCAUGGUCACGCAGGGCUGUGUUGAGUGUCACUCCUGCAGUGGCAGUGCCAACAGACCGGUGACACUGCAGGGGGACGAGUGGAUGAUGCACAGUGCUCCUGGUGACCUGCCCUCAGUGGCACAGGUGUGCCAGGCUGCAGUCACCCACCACCACCUGCUCCAGAAGCUGCUGCACCGCAUGAAGAAAUCCGUUGAGUUUGACAAACCACCGAACCCCAGCAUCCUGCUGGCCAUGAACCUGGCUGGAGCCACCCAUGGCCACGUCCACAGCUGGCUGCUACAUGAGAUAAAGAAGGAGGCAGUGGAGAGAGCCCAGACAGACAUGUCCUCAGGACAGGUGGCUCUGCAUGUCCUCGCCCUCCUCUCCUCCUGCCAGGACCCUCGGCAUGUCCAUGCCAUGGGGAAGACCGUCAACCUGAUCCCCAUCCUGAAGCAGAAAAUGAAUGAGGAGAUCAGCAAAAAUGGUACACAGGGACAUGAGGUGAUCACCUGGUACAGUGAGAGCCUGGACAUCCUGGCCCUGUGCCUGGUGAAGGAAUACGACAUCCAAGAUGCAGUCGAGGCUGUGGCUGAGGAGCUGCUGAACUCUGGGAGCUCCCUCAUUGUGGACACCCGGGCCAUGGCAGUACUGGCGCUGGUUUGCGCCUACAACCACACAGACAAGCAGGAUCUGAUACAUGAAGCACUAAAGGCAGAGACCAACGAUUUCCUGGAUGAGCAAGAGAGGAGGAAUGGCAUGAUCGGGAAUAUCUACAGCAUGGGGCUGGCCCUGCAGGCUCUGGAGACCUCGGGUGAGUUUUAUGCCCCUCGGAAGUGGGACCGUGCCCAGGCCUUCAGCAUGGUCUACAGCCACGACUACCAGCAGCCCAUGGCCAUAGCCCAGGUGCUGCCUCCCCUCAUGGGCAAGUCCUACCUGAACACAGGUAGCUGGGGCUGUGCUGCCACCAAUGGAAUGGCCCCGAGCCAACAGUUGCUCCUGUCCCCAAAGCUGGGGACAAUCGGGGUUCCAACCUGGAACCAGGCCCGUGGGGAUGACACGUGGGGGUGCCCACCCACAGCUGCCAUCACGGUGCAGUUCUCCAUCACCAACACACUGAAGAAUUACUUCCACUACUCCACCUCGGUGUGUGUACCAGAUAACUCCAAGCUGCUCCGGGUGAUGGAGGUGGCAAGGGAUGAGAAACCCGACAUCUUCUGCUUCACGAUAAAGGAGACAAACCUGGGUCCCUUUGUGACCUCCAUCCAUGGGCUGGCUGGGAAUGAAACUGAAAGAACCUACUGGCAGUUCUUCAGCUGCUGGAGUCCCCUCCAGGAAGGGGUUGGAACCUACAAGCCAAAAAACUGGGAGCACAUCCAGGCCAUCUUCAGCACCUACUGA
This is a messenger RNA of Cinclus cinclus, 1485 nucleotides long. Its product is annotated as cobalamin binding intrinsic factor-like. The transcript has 7 exons. Bases 1 to 1485 code for a protein of 494 amino acids. Gene Ontology annotation, molecular function: cobalamin binding. Lineage: Eukaryota; Metazoa; Chordata; Aves; Passeriformes; Cinclidae. The record is from RefSeq and is a predicted model, not a curated record. Gene Ontology annotation, biological process: cobalamin transport.